Molecule: messenger RNA, 690 nt
Organism: Pneumocystis jirovecii RU7
Lineage: Eukaryota; Fungi; Ascomycota; Pneumocystomycetes; Pneumocystales; Pneumocystaceae
Exons: 4
Coding region: 1-690 (229 amino acids)
Biological process (GO): protein processing
Cellular component (GO): Dsc E3 ubiquitin ligase complex; endoplasmic reticulum
Molecular function (GO): protein binding
Source: RefSeq, a predicted model, not a curated record
AUGGACUCUACAGGUGGACCAGGACCUUCUUUUACAAAGAUACAACUGAUAAUCCGUUUUUCAAACGGAGACGAAGACAUAUGGUUGAGUAUUGAUAAAGAAUCCACAGUAAGAGAGUUAAAGGCCCGGCUUCGGGAGCUGCGUCCAGAAGUACUUUCUUCACGAGGGAUAAGACUUGUUUAUCUUGGGAAAAUACUCCGUAAUGAUGCAGUGCUUUUGGAAGCUUUAAAACGGCGACCUUCAGGACGGCCGGAGGUAUUGCUUCAUUGUAGUAUUAAUGAUGAAAUGGAGGUAGAUGCAGAUGAAGAAAGAAAUAUACAACAUGAUUUAAAUAUUACACCGUUACCGCUUGGAUUUAAUCGUCUACGAGAAGUUGGGUUUUCUGAAAGAGAAAUUGCACUUUUACGUGAACAAUUUUUGCUGAUUCAUGGGAGAGAUUCUCAGAAUACUGAUCCUAAUGUUGCAUCGGAAUUGGAAGAGGAAUGGAUUAAUCAAACAGCUUUGGAAAAUAUUGGACAAGAAGAAGAAGGUGCAUAUGAGGAUAUAAUAAUCGGUGCAAGCAUUGGUUUUUUAGGGGGCAUCAUUGUACUAUUUUUUAUUUGGGAACCAAAGAUAUUUUCUAGAAGGAGACAAAUGGCAAUUAUUGCUGGUAUUAUGAUUAAUCUUUUCUUCGGAUUUCUAAGACUAUAA